AUGGAUCCCAACAAUAACCGUUUUAACACUCAAAACUCAGCAAAUUACCCUUUCAACUUCCAAAAUCCCAACAACUACAUAAUUCAAAAUGAAUCUUCCAACCAACGAGAUCCCCAAAAUAUACCAAGUUAUGGAUUUUCUCCAAAUUUUAUCAUGCUGUCAUCUAAUCCAAAUUAUAGUCAACAUUAUGGAUCAAUAAUGUCUUAUUCAUCUCAAGCACCCCCUUAUUAUUCUUCUACUCCAAUGGGAAAUGAAAAUGUUCCAAAUGUUGGACUUGAUGAAUUUCCUGAAUUUUCUACACAAAUGGGUCUUGGUGAAGUCACUCCAAAUGUUCCGAGCGGUCGUCAUGAAGCCACUCCAAAUGUUCCGAGCGGUCGUCAUGAAGCCACUCCAAAUGCAAAUGAUUCAGCUCCUACUCGCCGGAAAAACACUAAUUGGACAACUCUGCAAAAUUUGGUUCUAAUUAGUGGGUGGAUUAGAUAUGGAACAAGCAGUGUUGUUGGGAGAAACCAAAAAAGUGAGGCAUAUUGGGGUAAAAUUGCUGAAUAUUGUAAUCAGUAUUGCUUAUUUGAUCCUCCCCGUGAUGGAACUGCGUGUAGAAAUCAUUACAACUACAUGAACAUAAUACUUAAUAAAUGGAUUGACGCUUAUGAUAACGCUAAGCGUAUGCAACAAAGCGUGUUGUCGGAAAAUGAUGUAUUGGCAAAAACGCAUGAAUUGUAUUCAAGUCAUAAGAGUGGACGUUUCAGUUUAAUGUUUCGUGAUUAA
Molecule: messenger RNA, 768 nt
Organism: Lotus japonicus
Lineage: Eukaryota; Viridiplantae; Streptophyta; Magnoliopsida; Fabales; Fabaceae
Exons: 1
Coding region: 1-768 (255 amino acids)
Source: RefSeq, a predicted model, not a curated record